GGGGAGUAGAUCAAAGUGAGGCUUGCGUCGAUUCCUAGGCUGCUGCUGCUGUUGCUGCUGCAGGUAUCCAUUGUUGUUACUCCUCUCCUCCUUCUCCUCCUCCUCCUGCAACUGGAUUCUGCUGCUAGGUUCUGGUCUUGGGAAUCUAAUGGUCCUCGCCAUGAAGGCAAAGCCUGGAAUUGCCAACUCACGCUUACGCCACCACCUGAUCCAACUCCCUCGCAGCAGCGACAACAGAUGGGUGUGACGUUCACCCAGUCUCGGCGCCUGCAGCAUUCUGUUGGAGCCAGUGCUGGAGCUGCUGAUGUUGUCAAACAGAAUUUUGCUUGGGUUCUCGUCUUCCUCGUCCAGGCUUUAGCCCACCGCUACUGGCACCAGCUAUGAAUCGUCUCCUGUGUGCCAGCUUGCGGUAUUCGCGCCGGGCCGAACGAGAGUCUUUCUGCUCUUCUGCAGAGCUGCCAGAGUCGUCGCUGGCAGGAUUGCUGCAGUUCGCCAUUGAGUUGGUGGGGAGCGGUGACAUUUGUGUGCGAGAUCGACAUACGUCUCCUCCGCUUGAAAGGGUCUUGUCGAUGCGUGGGAGGGUAAUGCGUCGCAGUGAUUAGUUUCUCGUACACAGUUGAAGAUUUGACAGAUUAGCUGGACGUUUCGUUUCGUGAGUACGAGGACGCGCUCCUGACAUUGUACUUGCAGUUUAUAGCUUUCUCGAGUGUUCUAUUGGAGUGGAGGUAGGUUGGUCGGUUGGUUGAUUUUUGCGCGGUUUGAAUAAUCGGGUGAUGCUAUUAGAGUAGGUAAUCCCAAGGGGCCGUGAAAGUAGGUCACGUAUUCGCUUGUUCCCUGUCACAGUUUUGACUCUUUCACCGAUUGGCCAUUGCAUCUGCAUUUCUUCCCAGAGCCAAUUAAAGCUGGUCGAGACAUACCGUAUAUAAGAAAUUUCUCGGAGCGGUCAUUGCCUUCACAGAAACAAUAGCGGCAAUCACAUUGCACAUACAUCAGUCGCCAGAACUUUCUCGAUAUACGUAUACAGUUCAUGUAUAGCAACUACAUCGAGAACCAGCCUGCAGCCACUCAGCUUUGUUUACGCUAACCAACGCUGAUGAACUGCCUUCAAGAGAAUGACCAUUGUAGUUGAAUCGUAGAAGAAGCGAUGGAAAGGGGAAGCUUGACGAGCCAAUGAUCGACCACCCAUUCUUCUUCAUCCGAGACUUCUAGAGAGGCAAUCCAGUGAGAUUUGCAUAAGGGGUAUGUACAGUAUUGGGUGUGCAAGUGAUUGACUCACAGGAUUGAUUCAGAGAGCUGCAGAAUAGAAUGGGUGACAAGUAUGCCGUCCGAGUAGCGCCUUCAAAGAUAACUCUAGGAGCUGCGAAGUUCAAGUUUUUGGUACCGUUCUACCUACUGUUGUUGUUCGUCGUGUGGAAUUCAUCGUCCAAGGCACCCUUCGACGGCGUAAACAUUGGGCCGGUUCACGACAUCACAAAGUCGAAGAAUGAAGCUAUGGGUGCACACACUAUCCUUCAGCUGAAGGAGAGAAUAAAUGCUCAGGAUGGCGAAGUCGACAAGGACACAGCCCAAUCAGGACAUGAUACAGACUUAAUUGCAGAGCAGUAUGACAAUUUAAUGACCGCGACUCCCACACUUGAAAGAAAUGAAGACCUCUAUGGCGCGCAGUCCGGCAUAGACAGAGGGGAAGCUGGAGAGGUGACUCCUGUAAUGGAGCGUCCGAAGGACGACGAAAAUGAGGAAGAACAGGUCUUUGCUCGUUCUGGUUAUGUCGGAAACGAGGAACUUGUAGAAAGCACACGGGACGGAGCUGAUGGUUAUGAUCAAACCACAGCAGAGUCUGAUGAAUCAGAUCGACAAGGGAACUCAUCCCCAGCUCUGGAUAGCACCGAGGGUGAUGACCAGAACGCUACAGUCCAAGAAGUGAAAGCUUCAAUCAUCACAGGAGAUCGCAUGACGGAAGUCAACAUAGCUGCGAUGGAUAUUUUUAACGAGAUAAGGGCAAAUUCGUUGCCAUACUCGAUCAAAAAAACUGGCGAAACUGCGCAAUCGUGUGAAGGAAAAUAUGUUUUCGUCUAUGAUCUUCCCUCAGAGUUCAAUACCGAGCUAAUCAACAGGUGCGACUCCUUGUUCCCAUGGUUCAAUCUCUGUGACUAUUUCUCCGAUUCGGGAAUAGGAAAACCUGUAAACUCAAUGGACAACGGCACACAAAUCUUCGUACCUGCCGAUCGGUGGUUCAGCACACACCAAUAUGCUUUGGAGCUCAUCUCGCAUGCUCGAAUUAUGAAAUACAAGUGCCGUACCGAGGAUCCUGACCUCGCAUCUUUGUUUUAUAUCCCUUAUUAUGGAGGUCUGGAUGUGAUUCGGUGGCAUUUCGACCCAAACGCUACAAAUGAGAACCGCGAUGCGUUGGGGUGGAAGCUCGUACGCUGGCUAGAGAAUAAACCUUCCUGGACACGACGAGGAGGGAUCGAUCAUGUGCUUGUGUUGGGGAAAAUCUCGUGGGAUUUCCGACGUCAGGAUUCUGGGAGCUGGGGAAGCAGAUUACUCGAGUUUCCUGACCUCCAGAAGGUGAUGAGGGUGCUGAUUGAGCGCAAUCCCUGGGCCAAGGACGAUAUCGGAGCACCGCACCCGACGUACUUCCACCCAAGCUCGGCCUCCGACAUCGAUGCAUGGCUUCACCACGUGAAACGCCAGGAACGGACCAGCCUCGUUACCUUCGUCGGGAAAGAGCGCCGCGACGACCCAGCAAACGUCCGAAGCGCGCUUGUUGAGCAAUGCCGGGAAGCAUUUUCGGAGGCUGACUGCAGGUUCGUCGAAUGCAACAAGAAUCUCUGCCAGCAACCGGCAUACGUCAUCAAGGCGUUCCUGAUGACCCAUUUUUGCAUGCAACCAGUCGGAGACUCCCCAACUCGGCGCUCCUUAUUCGACUCGCUGAUCGCAGGCUGCAUCCCGGUCCUAUUCCAUCCUCAAACCGCUUACCUACAAUACCCCUGGCACUUGCCCCAGAACGAAUCAUCCUGGUCAGUGUACAUCUCCGAGGACGAAGUCAGAGCCGGGCGGAUCAACGUCAUCGACGUCUUGAAGAAGAUCUCCACCGCUGAGAGGUCUGCAAUGAGGGAGACGAUUAUCAACAGUAUCAUUCCAGGUUUGAUUUACAGCAUCCCUGGCAGCGACGUUUCUCCUUACAGAGACGCCUUCGACAUCACGAUUGACCAGCUCUUGUACCGCUCCGCGCAAGGGUCCGAUCUGCAGUAAAUCGGCUUUGAAUUGAGCCCCAGUUUUUUGCGUUUCUAUCGUCGCCGCCGGCAAUCCGUCCACCACACGAUCUAGAAAGUAUUGGCACGUUUCACCGAGAGUGCGCAGGAUUCACGCAUGAUUCCAGAAGACGGAGCAGCGCUGCGGAUUCUAAGCCCCAGUUCGUCAUGGCCCGCGCACGUUGCACACGAAGUCCGCUGCGUCGGCACCGAUCGAAGCUUCGACACGGUGAUCGAGAAUCCGAUAAACCACAUUCGUGCUUCAUCGAUUGAUUGUCUCGGAUGUCGAAAGAUCCCCAUUUUAGGUCAAACUCCGUUUCAGGGUUUGCAGCCUCUGACUGUGCGUCAAGGUGGCGAUAUUUGAGUUUGUGGACUGAUUCUAUUUGUGGAUUUUGGGGUUGGGAGCUUUUCUUCUCACCAAAUGGGUGUUGUUUUGCAAAUCUUUGCAUACAAAUCAUAGAAAAAGAAAAAAAGAGAUGGUGAACUAGUUUAUUUAUUC
Physcomitrium patens is the source of this 3753-nucleotide messenger RNA. Its product is annotated as putative xyloglucan galactosyltransferase GT20. The record is from RefSeq and is a predicted model, not a curated record. Gene Ontology annotation, molecular function: glycosyltransferase activity. Lineage: Eukaryota; Viridiplantae; Streptophyta; Bryopsida; Funariales; Funariaceae.